CCACAUCCGGUGGAACUUCUGGCUUUUUAAGUGUGUCGAAGAGAAUGAAAAAUGUCAUAAAGGAUUAGAAUUUUUGUCUCCCAUCAAGAUGCUGCCUGACUGCUGAGUUCCUCCAGCAACUUGUUUGUGGUUAACCGAUGCUACUGAGGAAUCAGGCAAAGGUGGAUGAAGAGUUCAAGGACAGAAUGUUUAAAAAAGCAGUACGGAAACUCGCCAACCAGAUUGAUUCUGGAGGUGAACUGAUCCCAGCGACCAGAGUGUACGAGUCGGAGAAGUUUAAGCCUCUGUGCCUGGUCUGCAGGAGAACAGGGGGCCCAUUCUGGAGACAGGCAAAGUACAGUUGCACUGAGUACAAACUGAAGCAGAUACUGAUCGAUGAAAUCAACUUACCGACAGUUCAGCAGAAUGAUAUGUCCUUCCAGUUUGUGGAGUCAUUAGAGAGGCCGAUGAAGGGAAUGGCAAAGCUCGGUAUCGAUCCAGUGGUGGGAAAAGUUGAGAUUACAGAUAAAGUGUGCAAAACCAUUCAGCUGAAAGGAACAAAACAAGUUUACGUCAGUGUCUCAGAUCUAACUGAAAGCCUGGAAAACAGAAAAGUCGGGCGCUCUUGGGAGCACAUCAAAAACAAUUACUCAGGAGAUCUCUGUGUAGUGACUGAAGCGUUAAUGUCUGUACAACCCAUCACACUGAAGAAAGUAAAUAAAAGAGGAUCAGAACUCUACAUGACUUUACCUUCCAACUCCGCGGUGGGUGCAGAAUACAACCUUUUGACAGAAAGCACACUGUGCAUUCCUGAUGGAGCAGUCCUUGCCUACAAGGUGUGGGACAUGACCGUUACAAAAGAUGGCACACUGAGCCUAUCAAAGCCAAAAAAGAAGAGCCAGACAAGGUCUUGGAUGUGCCUGGAUAAUAUGGAUGUUAAUGUAAAAGAAGAGUUCCAAAUCUGCUGUGAGCUAGAAUGUCUCGACAAUGGGUUGAAACAACAUCUCCUGGACCUCGUGUAUCAAAUCAUUGAAGACUCUGAACUGCAUUCAAUUCUGAGUGACGUGCUCUCUGAUGCUUGCGCUGGAAUUGACUAUAAACUCACCGAACUGAACACACUGGAGAAAAGCAGAAGAGAAUGUGCAGAAAAUCUCCUGGCAAUCUGGAGUGAGGACCAAUUGAAGAAUGCAGCUGAAGACAAGCUUCUUAAGGCCGUCACUUUUCUCUUGGCAGCUUUGGAAGAUCUACCACCAGCAACAUUGCCACUGCUAAUCCAAAGCCUGAAGAUGCAGAUUCUGUCUCAGCAGCUCACCCUGGUCACCACCAUCCUUAAGGAUCUAGAACACAGCCAAGCCGACCUGGCACUAAAAGAGGAGACCCAAAGUUUCACAGAGGAUGCGUUUGGAGUAACUGCAGAGUUGCUGAAUGAAAUCGGGCUUCACCUGGAGAAAGGCCGUGUCCAGAAGAAGGGGGAACUGAUUCUCUGCGAACUGUCCGUUGCUCUGUACUGUCUAAAUGCACUAAGCAGCCAAUGAGGGAAUGAAUCAAGAUGGUCUUCACACCCAAAUUGCUUUGAAUAAUCUGUCUAUAAUCAUUAUUAUUUUAUCCGAGAUGAGGUAUAAUCAUAAACUUCUGCGUUAAUUUUUAAUUCCUUCACCCAUGACCAGAAAUGUCCAGAAGUAAUAAAGAUGUAUGAAAAAGACAGAUCAAAAUUUCUAGUUAGUUUUCUGAAAGAUUUAUUUGAACCACGUUUGCUGCACAAUCCUGUUUUGAUUAUAACUCCCUCAUCAUUAACAAUUGAAUUGUAUGAUAUGACCAACAAAUUUUAUCCUAUUUAUUACAAACUUUAAAGCCCUUGUAAAUUUGUUGCGAGGUCUGUGUAACAUUUACAUUUCAUCCUGCCAAUGCAUGUGCACUAUUCUUACAAACGGGCCUUGUACUUUGAGAUGGUAAUCAAAACAAAACCACACCUCCAAACCUUUGCUUAGAUUUUUUUACACACUAAUAAAGCUCUGUUUUA
Messenger RNA from Pristis pectinata (smalltooth sawfish), 1999 nucleotides. Its product is annotated as gasdermin-D-like. Bases 138 to 1514 code for a protein of 458 amino acids. NCBI's taxonomy places the organism in Eukaryota, Metazoa, Chordata, Chondrichthyes, Rhinopristiformes, Pristidae. The record is from RefSeq and is a predicted model, not a curated record. The transcript has 12 exons.